UCUUGUAUUCGUCACUCUUCAACCAAUGGAGUAAUCCCAAGCAACCACUCCAAAUUCCCAAUUCGCCAAGCCCUAAUUUUAAUUUAUCAAUUCUUUGUCAGACUGGUAAUAUAGUAUUGAUUUAUCUAGUCACGCGCCAUCACCACGCACUUCGAGUGCAGAUAGGAUUACUUCAUACAAUAUUGGAAGCUGACAAAGCUUGAUCGAUGUAAUCGCCCCACAUUUUGGUAUUUAAAUUGAAACCCCAUUCACCUAACAAGAAAUGUUGUCCAAAUUCCAAUUCUUGAAAGCAUCAGCCACAUUUUUUGCCCCCACACCUCCAAAGAGGCAUUCUUUCCACCAGAUUGUUUCGUUCAGGGCGAAGCUCGGAUCGCGGAUGGGGUCGGCUUCCUAUACGACGUCGUCUAAGUUGCUUUUCCGGCAGCUUUUUGAGAAGGAGUCUUCCACCUACACCUACCUUCUCGCCGAUGUUUCUCACCCGGAUAAACCGGCUCUGUUGGUAGACCCCGUGGACAAGACCGUGGAUAGGGAUGUGUCUCUUGUGAAAGAGUUGGGUUUGAAGCUUAUUUAUGCAAUCAACACUCAUGUACAUGCAGAUCAUGUCACUGGCACUGGCUUGCUGAAGAGUAAGGCUCCUGGUGUAAAAUCUAUCAUUUCAAAGGCAAGCCAAGCGAAAGCUGACCUUUUUGUUGAACCCGGUGACAAAAUCUGUUUUGGUGAUCUCUUUCUGGAGGUGCGUGCAACCCCUGGUCAUACGCAAGGUUGUGUUACUUACGUCACAGGUGAUGGGCCUGAUCAGCCUCAGCCAAGAAUGGCCUUUACCGGUGAUGCUUUAUUAAUUCGUGGAUGCGGCAGGACAGAUUUUCAGGGUGGAAGUUCCGAUCAGCUUUAUGACUCAGUUCAUUCUCAGAUCUUUACAUUGCCUAAAGAUACGUUUGUGUAUCCUGCUCAUGACUACAAGGGAUUCUCAGCGAGCACUGUCGGAGAGGAGAUGCAGUAUAAUGCCCGCCUCACGAAAGAUAAGGAAACAUUCAAAAACAUAAUGGCAAAUUUGAACUUGUCAUAUCCCAAAAUGAUAGACAUAGCCGUCCCUGCCAACAUGGUUUGUGGUUUGCAAGAUGUUGAAGCCAAAGUUGCCUUAUAAUUUGUGAAAUGAGUCUUGUAAUCUCUGUCUGAAGAUCAUUGUUGUGAAAAAAAUGCUGAAUAAAGUUAUGAUAUGAGACUGAAACAUGAAAUAUUUGUUGGAUUAUAUAACUACUUAUUCAUUCAAAAUAUUGAUUGUCAUCCCGAUUUAUAAUUUCA
Messenger RNA from Salvia hispanica, 1302 nucleotides. Its product is annotated as persulfide dioxygenase ETHE1 homolog, mitochondrial. Gene Ontology annotation, molecular function: sulfur dioxygenase activity. The record is from RefSeq and is a predicted model, not a curated record. NCBI's taxonomy places the organism in Eukaryota, Viridiplantae, Streptophyta, Magnoliopsida, Lamiales, Lamiaceae. Gene Ontology annotation, biological process: glutathione metabolic process; hydrogen sulfide metabolic process. Gene Ontology annotation, cellular component: mitochondrion.